AUGCAGAGACCGACGUUGACGGAGGCGAGCAUUCUCCCGUCUAAGACUGACAUCCAGCAAGGGUACGAGGAGCGGAUCAAAGCUUUCAGUGCCCCUGAGAAAGUGUUCCAACUCUUCGCCUCUGUAAAGCACGAAGGAGAGGCCUUGAUGACGCCGAGCGACUUUCUGCGGUCCUUGCACCCGAACCUCAUGCACGAAAACGCCAAGGGUAAGAAGCCGUCAGCCCGAGCAGCCAAGGCGGCACGGCGGCUGUUCCAGAUGGUGGACAUCGACUCUGACGGGCUGGUUUCGUUCCACGAGUACGUGUUCUUCAUGACUCUCAUCUCCAUCCCGGAGAACAGGUUCAGAACCAUGUUCUGCAUGUUCGACCUGGACAGGAGCGGGGAGAUCGACGAGCAGGAGUUCGCCGCCAUGAUGCGGGUGCUCAAGAGCAAAAGCCCCAUCGGGCUGGCGAGCAGGGUGGACGUGGUGUCAACGAGCAACAAGGUCAAGCAGCAAAAGAAAAAAGCUGCUGAGCUGAACAGAGACCGUUACCCUAUCCUGUUCGGGAAGCAUGGGAACAGGAAACUGACUUACCCCAAGUUUGCUCGAUACCUACUGGAUCUUCAGGAAGACAUAGCAACCCUGGAGUUUGACGGCCUUAAUCCUGAUGCUGACGACACCAUCUCCUCUAAGGACUUCGCCUUGAGCCUGGUGUCGCACGUUUACCCGAAGCAGUUCCGCGUGUACAAGGGCAAGAUCGAGGCGCUGGCUGAGAGCAGGAUCGGGUUCAAGGACUACAUGGCGUUCAACAAGAUGCUCAAGAGCGUCGAGGAGAUCUCGAGCGCGAUCGACACCUUCUCCGAGGCGAACUCAGGGAACUUUGGGAGGGAACAUCUAAUCCAUGCGUCGGUUGCCGUCUCGAAUGUUGAACUUUCGUCGGAGGUAGCAGAUGUUCUGAUGCACGUCUUCAGUGACAAGGGCAAGGGAACUUUGAACCAAGAGGAGUUCUUAACUGUAAUGAAGCUCAAGCGACACUACGGAGCGAACAGGAAGAGGCAGGUCGACGUAGGCUCUUUCUUCAAGUGCAUGAGGACAUGCACCAAGAACAACUUAACUCUCGUGUGA
Messenger RNA from Guillardia theta CCMP2712, 1107 nucleotides. RefSeq lists its product as hypothetical. Bases 1 to 1107 code for a protein of 368 amino acids. The record is from RefSeq and is a predicted model, not a curated record. Gene Ontology annotation, cellular component: uniplex complex. NCBI's taxonomy places the organism in Eukaryota, Cryptophyceae, Pyrenomonadales, Geminigeraceae. The transcript has 4 exons. Gene Ontology annotation, biological process: calcium import into the mitochondrion; mitochondrial calcium ion homeostasis. Gene Ontology annotation, molecular function: calcium ion binding.